Molecule: messenger RNA, 885 nt
Organism: Octopus bimaculoides (California two-spot octopus)
Lineage: Eukaryota; Metazoa; Mollusca; Cephalopoda; Octopoda; Octopodidae
Source: RefSeq, a predicted model, not a curated record
UAUCAUUGCGAAAUAUGUGAGAAAUCUUUCACUCAGAAUUCUCAUCUUGUUAUCCACAUACGUAGUCAUACAGGGGAGAAACUAUUUCAUUGUGAGAUAUGUAAUAAAUCAUUUGUCUCCAACAGUAAUUUAACAAAACAUAGGAGAAUACACACCGGAGAAAAACCGUAUCAUUGUGAAAUAUGCUUCAAGUCUUUUGUCUCAAAUUGUAAAUUAACAAGACACAAAAGACUUCACACGGGAGAAAGACCGUACCAUUGUGAAACGUGUGGCGAAUCUUUCAUCUGUAGUAGUGUUUUAAACAGACAUAAAAGAAUACACACGGAUGAAAAACUUUUUCAGUGUGAAAUAUGUGAGAAAUCCUUCUUUGAUCAUGCUAAUCUUGUCAUUCAUGAAAGGAUACAUUCUGGAGAAAAACCGUUUGCCUGCGAAAUAUGUGGGAAAGCAUUUAUUACUAAUUCUAAGGUUACAAUCCAUAAACGGAGUCACACUGGAGAAAAACUGUUUCACUGUGAAAUCUGUUGGAAGUCUUUUGUCUCUAAUAAUGUCUUAACAAAACACAAACGAAUACAUACUGGAGAAAAGAACUUCCAUUGUGAAGUCUGUGCGAAAGCAUUUGGUACUAACAGUGAUUUAAUCAGACACAGAAGGAUACACACUGGAGAAAAACCAUACCACUGUGACAUAUGUGGGAAAUCGUUUACUCAAAAUUCUUGCCUUGUUAUUCACACUCGUAGCCAUUCUGGAUUAAAACCAUAUCACUGUGAAGUGUGUGGGAAAUCUUUUGUGGAUAAUAGUAAUCUAAACAGACACAGACAAACACACGCUAAAGAAAAACUGUUCAACUGUAAAACUGUGGUAGAGACUAAGCCUUUUAACUCUGAA